Williopsis jadinii is the source of this 1390-nucleotide messenger RNA. RefSeq names its product histone acetyltransferase GCN5 (gene GCN5). Gene Ontology annotation, biological process: chromatin remodeling; positive regulation of transcription by RNA polymerase II. Gene Ontology annotation, molecular function: histone H3 acetyltransferase activity; protein binding. The transcript has a single exon. The record is from RefSeq and is a predicted model, not a curated record. Gene Ontology annotation, cellular component: histone acetyltransferase complex. Lineage: Eukaryota; Fungi; Ascomycota; Saccharomycetes; Phaffomycetales; Wickerhamomycetaceae. The coding region runs from base 29 to 1390 and encodes 453 amino acids.
AGGUAUAGCUACAUUCCUGUGUACGGCGAUGACCGAUGAUAAGAAGCGAGAGGGGUCUCACGACGAUGAUGAUCAGCCGUUGUCUAAAAGAGCAAAAAUGGACUCAAAGGACAACGAGAACGAUAGCGAUGUAGAAGUGAAGACCGAGGCCAGGAGCGAAUCUGGAGGUCACAACAAUAAGGACAGCGAUACAAGUAAAAAGGACGGUGAUGAUCAGGACAAGGGUGAUGAUGAAGGAGAAGAAGAACACGAUGAGGACGAGGACGAGGAUGAAGAAGAGCGCAGAAGAACUACCACAUUCCAGUUUGAUGGUCAAGAGUACACUUUCAAAGAGAGACCUUCUGUAUUGGAGGAGCGUGACGGAAAGAUCGAGUUCAGAGUUGUUAAUAACGACAAUUCCAAAGAGAACCUUAUGGUUCUCACUGGUCUGAAGAACAUUUUCCAGAAACAACUACCGAAGAUGCCCCGGGAAUACAUUGCAAGAUUGGUGUACGACAGAAGCCAUUUGUCCAUGGCUGUUGUGCGAAAGCCAUUAACGGUGGUUGGUGGUAUCACAUACAGACCUUUCAAUAGCAGAGGAUUCGCUGAGAUUGUUUUCUGUGCUAUUAGUUCUACCGAACAGGUGAGAGGUUAUGGUGCACAUCUUAUGAACCAUUUGAAAGAUUACGUUCGAGCUACAUCUCCAAUAAAGUACUUUUUGACCUACGCAGAUAACUAUGCCAUUGGUUAUUUCAAGAAGCAAGGUUUCUCCAAGGAGAUUACACUUGAUAAGCAUAUAUGGAUGGGUUAUAUUAAGGAUUACGAAGGAGGAACACUGAUGCAAUGUUCCAUGUUACCGAGAAUACGGUACUUGGACAGUGCAAAGAUUCUUCUUUUACAAAAGGCUGCUAUUCAGAGAAAGAUACGGGAAAUUUCGAAAUCACACGUCAUUAGACCUGGUAUAAAGCAGUUUAGAGAUCUGAAGAACAUCAAGCCAGUCGAUCCUAUGGAAAUUCCCGGCUUAAAAGAAGCUGGGUGGACUCCGGAGAUGGAUGAACUCGCACAGAGACCAAGAAGAUCACCACACCAUGCUUACAUGCAACACCUACUGACAGAGAUGGUUAACAACCCGGCUUCGUGGCCGUUUGCUCAGCCUGUUAGUAGGGAAGAGGUUCCUGAUUAUUAUGAGGUGAUCAAAGAGCCUAUGGACUUGAGUACGAUGGAACAAAAACUCGAAGCCGACAAGUACUCGACGAUGGAUGAAUUCGUAUACGAUGCUAAACUCGUAUUCAAUAACUGUAGAAGUUAUAACGGAGAGAGCACAACGUAUUACAAGAAUGCAAAUAAGCUGGAGAAGUUUUUCAACGCAAAGGUAAGGGAAGUUCCAGAGUAUUCCCAUUUAGUUGAUUAG